GUCAAUUUGUAGAUUGUAUGUACUUCAAAAUAUUAUUAAUUGUUUUUGUGUUGGAGCAAAAUUAAAUUAUUAUUUUGGUCAAAAAGAAUUAUUAUUACAUUAAUAUAGAUACAAAGAAAAAGAAAAAGAAAAAUCAAAGAGGGGCAUUUAAGUAAUUUAGGCUAUCAUCUUUCUUUCUCAUCUGAGGAUGGAUGCAAUAUGCAUCAGUAGUAAUCACAGUGGUCGUCGUUCUCAACCUCAAAGCCUCACCAUUCGCGCUCAAAAACUGAGCUCCGUACUUUAAUCACUACACAAGAACAACAUCAUUAAUUUCGAGAUGGACCCUUCACCGCCCAAGAGCUGGAGCAUCCAUACCCGAGCAGAAAUCAUCAGAAAAUACGAGAUCCUUGAACGUGUUGGAUCCGGAGCCUACUCCGACGUUUACCGAGCCCGUCGCCUCUACGACGGUCUCAUAGUCGCGCUCAAGGAGGUCCACGAUUACCAGUCCGCCUUCCGCGAGAUCGAGACCCUCCAAAUCCUGCAAAGUUGCCCCAACGUCGUCGUUUUGCACGAGUACUUCUGGAGAGAGGACGAGGACGCCGUGCUUGUCUUAGAGUUUCUGAAGACCGAUUUGUUCUCUGUCAUCAGUGAGGCCAAGAAAAGAGACGAUGGUGGAAUUGGUCUCGGCGAGCUAAAGAGGUGGAUUCUGCAGAUUCUGUCUGGAGUUGAUGCGUGUCACAGGAAUAUGAUCGUCCACCGUGACUUGAAGCCCAGCAAUUUGUUGAUCUCUGAUGAUGGAGUGCUCAAAUUGGCCGAUUUUGGGCAGGCUAGGAUACUCAUGGAUCCUGAAUACGUUGGUGAGAGCACACUAAAGGAGGCAGGUUCUAUGGUUCAGCCAAAUGAGGUAACCCCUGAAACAGGAAUAUCAUAUCAGGAACGUUAUAGAAGUCAAGUGCAAGAGCAUGGAACAAUGAUGAGCAAAGAAGAGUUUUUGGAAGUGUUGGAUGGUAUAAAAGCUAAAGAUUUGGAUAAGGAGACGUAUAUUCCUGAUGGAGAUACAUCUUGUCUAGCCACUUGCACAACAAGCGACAUUGGCGACGAUCCUUUCAAGGGUUCAGGUUCUUAUGAGGCAGAGGAUGUUGGAGAGAACACUCUAGGUUGUCUCACUUCAUGUGUUGGAACGCGCUGGUUCAGAGCUCCUGAGCUUCUCUUUGGAUCCACAGACUAUGGCUUAGAGGUUGAUCUAUGGUCGUUAGGGUGCAUUUUUGCAGAGCUUUUCUCCUUGCAGCCACUUUUUCCAGGAACUUCUGAUAUUGAUCAGCUGAGUAGAAUCAUAAAUGUUUUGGGCAACUUAACUGAAGAAGUCUGGCCAGGGUGUGUGAAACUCCCUGAUUUCAAGAUAAUUUCGUUCAACAAGGUAGAAAACCCCAUUGGUUUAGAAGCCUGUCUUCCUAAUCGAUCGCCUGAGGAAAUUUCUAUUGUCAAAAGACUUGUUUGUUAUGACCCUGCUAGUAGAGCUACAGCCAUGGAGUUACUUCAAGACAAGUAUUUCAGCGAAGAACCACCACCAGCUCCUUUAUCCGAACUACGUGUUCCUUUGACCAGAACCGGAGAAGAUGAGUCUGCUAACUGGGGUAAUUUCAAUGGAAUGGAUUCGGAGUCUGACGAGGACUUUGACUCUGUGAAUGUUAACACCACAGAUAGUGGUUUUUCUAUUCGGUUCUCAUGAGCUCGAAGGGUGUUGAGGUGCCUAUUUUUGUUGUUGUAUCGUUUAAUUUUCUUUGAUAUUCUUUGGUAAAUCAUAUACCAGUUUUCUAAGAUACCCUAUCUAAAGCGAAAGACCCUAAUUAUUGGUUUAUGAUUUUGUUUCUUUCCCUUUUAUUGGAGCGAGAGUAUUGGGGUCUUCUUAAUUUCGUUUUCUCUCUUACAAACAUAAGUAGAAUUCAAGUUGUAACUGCCUUAAUUACAAAUGACUACAAAUAAAGAUACUAGUACUACUACUCGUACUGACAA
Messenger RNA from Cannabis sativa, 1992 nucleotides. Its product is annotated as cyclin-dependent kinase F-1. The transcript is spliced from 2 exons. NCBI's taxonomy places the organism in Eukaryota, Viridiplantae, Streptophyta, Magnoliopsida, Rosales, Cannabaceae. Gene Ontology annotation, molecular function: ATP binding. Gene Ontology annotation, biological process: protein phosphorylation. The record is from RefSeq and is a predicted model, not a curated record. Gene Ontology annotation, cellular component: nucleus. Bases 317 to 1708 code for a protein of 463 amino acids.